This is a messenger RNA of Oppiella nova, 369 nucleotides long. NCBI's taxonomy places the organism in Eukaryota, Metazoa, Arthropoda, Arachnida, Sarcoptiformes, Oppiidae. The record is from the annotation of a GenBank genome assembly.
UUUGCAAUCGUUAGUUAUCUGUACCGCUCGGACAAGAAUCGUCGACAAAGGGCUAAGACAUUGUCGGCCCUCUCUCUGGCAUCACUCGCCUCCUCAACUGAUCCCUUGAUCUCUAAAUAUCUCGACGUUACCGAAAUGACUAAAACAAAGGAUAAGAUGGUUCCUAAUUUAUCGGAUAAUCUAAGAUUUAAUGGCGAGCCCAUCACCACUACAUGUAUGUUCAAUAAGCCAUCGAAAGGGAGGCGACAAUCGUUGCUAAAGAGAUUCCUCAAAAUCAAGUGUCCCAACGAUUUGGCUGAAUAUAUAGACAGAAAAUCUCGUGUUUUAUUCCCCUUAUGUUUCCUUCUCUUUAAUAUAAUCUAUUGGACG